GUACAUGUACGGGAAUCUGGUGAAAAAUAUUCGUGGUUUUCGGUGAAAUUCUGUGUAAAAUUGAUUGUUAUUCGCGUAUUUAUUCCUAAAUCCGUCGCAAAGUGAUGUGAAGUGACAUUGUCGCGGUUCGUGGUUCGUACAAAGGCAAGUGAGAAUACCCCUGUGAAAAAUGUCGUGGCUCAAGUUGAACGAUAGCUUGAACAAAGUCAAGGGUCAGAUUACCAGCUUUGCGCAGGAGGUUCUGGCCGAAGGCAUCGUCGAGGAGCAGGAGGACGAAGAUCCGAAUCGCAACCCGGUGCGUGAACUCGAUGAAGCCCGGGAGAAGAUCGGCGAACUGACGGGGCUAUGUGCGACUCAGGACCAGGAGAUUGCAACACUGCGCAAACAAAUUGUUGAAUAUCAACAACAGCAACGGAACCAGUCCAAGUCGCCAACCGAACUUCCUCCGCCGUCGGGUUCCAAGCUGGUUCAGGAUCCACAUGGUCCGGGUACAUCGACGGCGGUGGCAGCGGCUACUACAGCACCUUCAGCGGCGUCCGCACUUGAGGACAGCUGGUUCUGGGAUCCAGAGCAGAACGUUUCAUCCACAUCGUCUUCGUCGAAGAAGGACGACGAAAAUGAUUCGCCACGAUCGGGUACGGAUCUUACCACGAUCCCGCUGGAGGCUCCCGCCUCCGAGGGGGAAAUCAUCGAACGGUUACACCGACAGUUGGGGGACAUCCGGCAUCAGUUGAAGAAGCAACAGCUGGAGAAUGCACUGCUCAACGAGAAACUCACGCAGGUUAGUAACGAAAACCGGGAGUUGAACGAGAACAUCGAGGAACUCGAUCGACAGCAUGAGCUGGUUGUGGAAAAUUUGUUGGGUGCUAAGAAGGGACUGCUGGAGAAAUGCACACGGUUGGAGGAGGACCUGAGGGUGAUGCACGGCGAGGCGGCUAUUACGCAAGAAUUGGAACAAUUGAAGGUGAAGUAUGGCAAGCUGGAGCAGAGUUAUGUGGGAUCCUGUCAGGAGAGUGUUAGGUUGAAGUCCGAGCUGCAAAGGAUUGUAGUUGACAAUGUGGAUGUCGUAGCGGGGUUGGAAGGAGAGAUUGAAGAGCUGAAGAAAAGUCUAGCUGGAGCGGAAGAUCGGCUUCGACGCGUACUAGAGGAAGCUGAACAACGAAUUAACAUCAUAGUCGCAGAAAAGGCAGAAUUGGAUGAACAGCUGGUAACCCUGAAGGACGACAACGAACAGAUUAGGAACAACCUUGAAGAGACGAGAGCAAAAUGUCAGAAACUCAGUGAAGUCGAGGUAGAAAAAGCCAACAUGAAAUCGGAACUGGACGAAUUCAAACGGAAAGCCGAAGAGGAAGCGUUCGUAGCACUGCAGAAGGAAGAUCAAACGGAAAUUGAAGACCUUCGUCGAAAGCUGGACCAGAUGAAGUCCGAAUCCGAACGAUGGAAAACCGACUGCGAUCGACUGCAGGAGGAUAAUCUUGAGCUGCAGAAAAUUGAGAAAGAUUUACAGAUGAAACUCCAAGAACACAGGGACCUAUUGCAAGCAAAAGAGCAGCAGAGCGUGACUGAAUCGCAGGUCCAGCAGCUGCAGCGCGAGGUUAGUGAGUUGCAGAACGAACUGAAAAGCGUAAUCAUCGAUAAUUCCGUACAAAUGGACGCCAAAGAAAAAGAAUGGCAGGACAAGCUGAACUUCCUGAAGGCGGAAAAUUCCCGAAUUCAACACAGCAAGGAUACGCUCGAAGCGGAUCUGCUGGAGUACGAGAAGGAAUGUGCCAACUUGAUGAAGAACAACGACAUGAUGAUCGCAGAAAUUGAGAACCUGAAAUGCAAGAAGCUGGAGACGAUCAACGAGAAUGCAGAGGAUAGCAUUGUUAUCCUGGAGAAGCAACUGGAAGAUUGCAGCAGGUUGAACAAAAGUUUAGACGAUGAGUACAAGGAGAUCAACAAGAAGCUUGAGGAAGUGCUUGAAGAGAGGGAAGAACUGGAAAUGCAGGUUGAAAAUUACCAGAAGACUCUGGAAGAGAAGACCAAGAACGUCAAGGAUCUGCAGCUAGCGAUGGAGACGCUGGAGAACGAGAAGAGUAACCUACUGUUUGAGAUUAAUGAGUCGAAAUCUCGGGACACGGCACCGGAAGAUUCCAGUGAGAUUGACGCCUACAAAGCGGAGACGGAAAGUCUCAAAUUUCAGUUGACGACUAUUAAUGAGGAUCAUGCUAGUCUAGUGUUAAAACUGCAACAACUACAGCAGAACUCAGUUGACAACGUAAAAGCAUUCGAGGGUAAGCUUUCCGAGAUGAGAAAAUCUCUGGAAGCGAAGGAAUCUGUGAUCAAGCAGCUGCAAGAAGACUUGCAGAGGCAAACAGCAGAACUAAAUACAAUGCAGCUGUCCAGUGAAAGCUCCGUUCAGGAAGGCUUGAAAAUUAUGCAAGACCGGUUGGAAGCGGAGUCACAGAAAGCUACUGUUUUGGCAGUGGAGAAAGAUGAAAUCGAAGCCCAACUGAACCUAAAACUGGAAGAAUUGGACAAGUUAAAUGCAGAAUUGGAAGAACAUUCCCAGGUCAACACGGCUAAGCAAGCAGAACUGAGUCGCACGAUCGAAACGCUAACCCAACAGAAAGACAACCUCGUUCAGUUGAUAACGACAAAGCACAACGAAAAUGUCCAGUAUCAUGCCGAGAUUCAGCGGCUAAGCCAACUGCUGCAAUCAGAGCUAGCAGCCAAGAACGAACCCAUUCCUCCCACCGAAUGCCAAGAGUGUCCUGCACUCCGCGAAAAACUAACCUCAUUCGAGUCGCAGAUCAAGAAACUCGAAGACUUCGAAAAGAUGGCCGAUCAAAUCCAGUUCCUGCGGGAGAAAUCCGAAAUUCUGACCAACAAUCUUCUGAUCGAGCAAAACAACCAGAAGAUGCUGCAGCAGGAGAAACAGGAAGUGCUGGAGCAGAAGAACAACCUAGCCAAGGAUUUGGAUCGACUGAGGCAGCAUCUGUUGGAAGUCGGAGAAGCUCACACCCAGGAAACGGUAGAACUUCAGCAACGCUACGAGGAGACCCAGAGAAAGCUGCAAGCACUAGAGGAUGAGGUGAAGAAGUCAACCAACGCACUGACGUCGGCAAGUAUUCGUGCGAAUCAGCAUGCCGAGACACUGCAGGCGCAGUAUUACCUUCUGCAGCAGCAGCGGGACGAGCUGGUGGCCAAGGUGAACUCAGCCGACGAUCGGGACCACAAGAACCAAGCCUCGCUCACGAAUCUGCAGUGCGCGCUGGAGCAGUUCCAGAUAAAUCGCGACCGUGACAUCGAACUGGCUACGGCUGCCAUCCGGAAAGAGCUGGGACAAUCACAAUCCCGGGAAGCACAGCUGAAGGGAGACAUCCGACAAUUGCAACAGCAACUGGCCGAUGCCAAAAACGGGCUCUUGGCAGCAGCAAGAAUCUCCGACCAGCUGGAAAUUGCCCAGGUCACCGUUGCUUCGCUCAAGGAAGAAUUGGCGAAGGGCAGUGAAAAGUACGAAACUCUCGAAGGUCGCCUCCGCGCUACGGAAGCUAGUCAAGCGGACAAGGUGGAGAAGUCGCUGGUCAAAAAUCUGGUCAUCGGAUACGUCGUUGCGCCGAAUCAGAACGACAAGCAUCAAAUUCUGAAGUUGAUCUCGGCCGUCCUCACCAUGGAUCAAGCCGAAUGCAUCAAGCUGGGACUGAACCGGUCCGGGGGCGGUUGGUUCCACAGCAUUCUGGGCAGCGGCAAUUCUCCCGCGGCAGGAGCAGGAAACUACAACAAGGAGAGCCUCACGGAAGCAUUUGUGAAAUUCUUGGAAAAGGAAUCCGCACCGCGUCCGGUGAACCCCACCGGUAGCGGCCUGUUGAACAUAAUGGCCCACCAAAGCCAACCACAACAAUCACAAUCGACGACAUCUUCAUCUAGGACCACCACACCUACUCAGCGACAACAGUCAUUGGUAGAUCAAAAUCUAAAUCCGGUUGAACCGGGUGCGGGUUCCGUGCCCGUUCCGGUUCAACCGAUUCUGCUGGGGGAAUCCACGCUGCUACAGCAGCAGACGACCUUCCAAGCACCGCGUAAUUCCAGCUCGAUACUGAAGGAUAUCCUCAGCGAUUCUUGAUUUGAGCUGUAGGGGGGAAGGAAGACCCCGCAGCUCCGGAUUGAGCAUUAAGGUACGUUUCCGAUCAGAGUUGUUCGGUUGUAAAUAAGUUAGAUUGUUUUGCCUGUUUUUUUUUCCGACGAUAACAUGAAUCGUAAUUUUAUUUUUAUUUGUGCAAUUUUGAGGACAGUAUAUAUUAUGUCUACACUGAACUACGCAUGUGUAGCUUCUUUGUGUUGAAGGACAAAUGAACGUACUCUAUAGCUAAUUUAUCUAGGAGAUAGGUUAAGCUCGGCUGCUGAAUAUAGCCCCCCGUGUCUAGCUAUCGUA
Ochlerotatus camptorhynchus is the source of this 4417-nucleotide messenger RNA. RefSeq names its product Golgi microtubule-associated protein (gene Gmap). The coding region runs from base 170 to 4108 and encodes 1312 amino acids. The record is from RefSeq and is a predicted model, not a curated record. The transcript has 7 exons. Gene Ontology annotation, biological process: Golgi organization; endoplasmic reticulum to Golgi vesicle-mediated transport. Lineage: Eukaryota; Metazoa; Arthropoda; Insecta; Diptera; Culicidae. Gene Ontology annotation, cellular component: Golgi apparatus. Gene Ontology annotation, molecular function: small GTPase binding.